This is a messenger RNA of Vitrella brassicaformis, 889 nucleotides long. The record is from the annotation of a GenBank genome assembly. NCBI's taxonomy places the organism in Eukaryota, Vitrellaceae.
CGUACACUGGUACCAAACCACAGACGCACAGAGACGAAAAAGAAGCAUCGCAUGGCACGACAAACGAGCUCGCUCGUAUCCCUUAUCCUCCCAUUGAUUUGACACACGGCGGAAGCACAGCACCAGAAACCGACACCCGAGAAAAAAGUCGUGCAGCACGACCCACCCCCUCCCCUCACUCGCUUGGAGUGAAAAAUCACCUCUACCAGUCUCCUCCCCAGCCGCCGCCAUCAUCCCCGCCCCACCCGUCCCCCCCAUCAUCCUGACCAUUGUCGUCCUGACCAGGCCAUCGAAAGGCCUGAUUGGGAUCAUCCCCCCAGGACCAGCCGGAGUCAGCGGGGUUCUGCUGCGCGUCGGACUCACUGCCCUGGGAGGGAGGGGGAGGCUGGGAGGCCUGUGAGGGGUCCUCAUGCGUGUGAUGGACCUCCAUCUGGCGCGGACCAAGGAAGGAGUCCAUCAGCCGCAUGCCCAUCCCCCACCCCAAACCAUGCGCCAUCCCAUCCAUGAUAGCGCCGAAGAUGCCUGGCCUCUGGUACUGGGCGGGAGGCUGAUUCUGAUACUGCUGCGGCGCGUACUGGCCUUGCUGUUGCUGUUGUUGCUUGGCCUGUUGUCCUUGACCGAACCACGAGAAAGCUCCCUGUGACGGAUACGGCCCUUGCUGCUGCUGUUGAGCCUUCUUGGUGGCAUGCUUCAUGAUACGGGCACCUGCAGCCACCACACAGAGCAUGCAGUAAGGCAAUCCGCACGUCGGCUGCUCGCGUACCUUUUUUCAACACGUUGCGCGUCAUGUUGGCUCGACGACUUUAAUGAAGGGGAGAGGGAGCACCAGACUUCGAUGUCGAGCACUUUCACCAGAAGUUCGCCAGGCUUCGCACGCAGCGGUUUCAGG